AUGGGACCAAGUUAUGAUCGUUUCCGCGCACUAACCAGUCAACUUCGUACCAAUAUCACCAAAUUGGUCCCCCCUGCGAACGCUGCGGCUGCUCAAAACGCGAACAGUCUUACGGAAGGAGGAGACGCGUUCAAUGCGGUUGGAUCGAAGCCAGGUCAACCAGGUUUCGACUCGGAAAUGACGGACUCCGUCGGUUGGCGAAAGCGAAAAUCACCAGGUAGUGCAUCAAUGGCCCAAUUGACUGGUGGAGCUGGAGGUGGCUCUAACACGUAUGGUCACUAUCCCGUUGCUGGUGGUUCCGGCGGUUACCAUGGUUCGAACACCAACGAUGUUGCCGGUCUGAGUGGGACCAGUGGCGGUGAAUUCGGUCCAAACGGGUUCGGCUCCGGUCGGGCUCUCGGGCCCCGUGCAAACGGAUCCGCUGUGGCCACAGGAAACGGUGCUGGUGGUGGCGGCGGCGGUGGUUUGGUUCGACCCACUCGCCGAACAGCUGGGGCCACUGGAAUUUGCGGAGCUGCCGCAAUGGGUGGUAUUUCGGGUUCUACUUUUGGACCUGAUGAAGGACGCGCAAAAUUAAAUGCAUUUGGAUUUCCAGUGGAUCAUCCUCUAAACAAGGAAGGAUACAGGUACAUCCUGGUCGAGGCAGACAAACAUGCCGCAGGACGUGCGCUUUGGGACGAGUGUGAACACACAGCGGGCAAACCGAUUCCCGGCCUAUUUUACCGCGUCUAUUUGAGCCCACAGGUGGUGCUGUCGCUGAAUGACCGAGCAAAUCACUUGAAACUUCACGAGUCUCAGCUAAUAAUCACCGGGGACAAAGGAUACUGUAUGGCUCGUGCAACGCACGGUGUCCACACUGGAACAUGGUACUACGAGGCGACUAUCACAGAUCAACCAGAAGGCGCUGCCACGCGGAUCGGAUGGUCACAAAUGCUUGGAACAAAAUUGGAAUCCGUGAACGUGGCAGUUGCUAUUAUUGACGAUCUGAGCAUGCAAGAACUCAAAGGAUUUAUCACUCAUGGUUGGCCAGAAAACAUAAAAGCCCUUCUGACGGACGUAUCGCCCUACUUCAAAUUCCGAGACGAACUAACCGUUCACGAUGAACUGAUUUAUCGUGGUGAAAGGCUGGUAGUGCCCAAGGCGAUUUAA
Messenger RNA from Echinostoma caproni, 1149 nucleotides. NCBI's taxonomy places the organism in Eukaryota, Metazoa, Platyhelminthes, Trematoda, Plagiorchiida, Echinostomatidae. The record is from the annotation of a GenBank genome assembly.